This is a messenger RNA of Nymphalis io (European peacock), 2438 nucleotides long. It is a transcript of the gene SelT, whose product is annotated as thioredoxin reductase-like selenoprotein T homolog CG3887. Gene Ontology annotation, biological process: cell redox homeostasis. Bases 139 to 750 code for a protein of 203 amino acids. The transcript is spliced from 3 exons. Gene Ontology annotation, molecular function: thioredoxin-disulfide reductase (NADPH) activity. The record is from RefSeq and is a predicted model, not a curated record. Lineage: Eukaryota; Metazoa; Arthropoda; Insecta; Lepidoptera; Nymphalidae. Gene Ontology annotation, cellular component: endoplasmic reticulum membrane.
AAUUGCGUAAAUGUGACUUGUCACUUGUCAGUUUAUCAAGAACAAAAUAAGGAGACAAAAAUAUCUAAUUCCUAUUCCUUAUUCAAUUUAUGAUAUAAUUUAGCAUAUGAUUUUUAAAUCGCUUGAAAUAAAAAUCCUAUGAUGUCUGUUCUUAAUAAUAUAAAUAUAAUAUUUUUUGUCACGAGUUUGUUAUUAUGUAUUAUAUUGUGCACUGACAAUUACGUGUGGGCCAAAGAUAAUGAAGCUGAAAGUAUUAGUAAAAUUGGCCAAGGAGUUGGUCAUAUUAUGAAUAUUUAUUACUGUUACUCUUGUGGCUACAGGAAAGUGUAUGAAGAUUAUGCAGGUAUCAUUCAACAAAAAUACCCAGAGAUAUCAGUUAUUGGAGCUAAUUAUGAUCCACCUGGUCUAAACAUGUACCUUUCUAGAAUGAUUGGUUUUGGGAAAAUGAUUUUGAUAAUGUGUAUACUAAGUGGUGUCAACAUUUUUGCUUGGUUGAACAAACCUCAACCAGCCUGGUGGAGCUGGUGCCUUGAGAACAAGUUAUAUGCAUGUAUGAUGAUGUUCUUUUUAGCAAAUAUGAUCGAAGGUCAGUUAGUGUCUUCAGGUGCAUUUGAAAUAUCACUUAACAACAUUCCACUGUGGUCCAAAUUAGAAACUGGUCGAAUUCCACAGCCACCUGAACUAUUUCAAAUAAUUGAUAAUACUUUACAAUUUUCAAAAAUGGAAAUGCCUAAUAAUAAUUUUGUCUAAUAGAUAAAUUUUAAAAAGUGGCAUACUAAAAAUUAUCCUAUGUUUUUUUUAAAAUAGGUAUGUCGUUUGUGUAAUAAAUAUAAAGCAUUUGUGAAAUCCUCAGAAUAUGUAAUCACAUUUUCUUAUUUGAUUUAACAGCAAACUUUAUUAUAUUGUUAUUGUAUUGUGGUAAUAAGGGUGAUUGGAAAUCAAUAUAUUUUAAUAAUAUUAUCAUUAAUUAAGUAAUAAUACCUUUAAUUCGCUCCUACAUGAAAGGCCCUUAGACUAGAUUAACCUUAACAAAUACUUAUGAAUAAAAAUUUUUGCAAUACAGUUAAAAAUGCCAAUAAAGAUAAAAAGAAAAUGAAUAAUUCAUAAUUAAGUGAUAAUUACUACAAUAUAUAAAAUAGUAUAAACAUCAAAAGUGAAUAUUAUUAAAUUUUUAUAAAGGUAUUGUCACUUUGUUAUUGGUUUACUACAGCUAUAUUUAAAUAUAUAUGUAAUAUUUUAUCUUAAUUAAGUAAACUAUUAGUUUGCCAGAUUCGUCAGCAAAAUAUUAAUAGAAAAUAAUAUUGUUAUAAUAUUAAUAAGCUUAAGGCAAUCAAUUCGGUUUUUUUUUUAUUACUGUUACUCCAAGAAAGAAAAUUUGCAACAUUGUAUCAUGAUUAUCAACCUAUUUUAUUAAACAACUCCAUGUACAAUUUGUAUAAUUGACAACACCUCAUGGGGCCAUUAUAGGAUAACAUUAAAAUACUGAGAUAUUUUUCAGUGAUUGAGAGAAUUGCAUUUAUAACUAAAAACUAUUUUUUUUUUAAUUCCAACAAUUCCUUAGUUAUUAUCUGCUUUAUAGGAAGAGAUAUAUUUAGAAAAAUAGUACAAUGAUAGGAAUGAUGCGUAAAUUGUAGAUAAUAUGAUAAUGUAAUUGAUCCACUUGCAUAACUGAACUUGUAAGUAUUUUCAAACAUUGUUCUACUGAGCUGCAAAACUGAGAAACAGAAGUUGAAAUGACCUAGAAGCUUAUUACCAGACUUGAUUCAAAUUACUUAACGCUGUUGUCUUAUAUUUAUAAUGUUACCUAUUUCUAAUACUCGGUCCCUGACAUGAUCAAAGUAUAAAAAUAAGCGAAUUUAUAACAUAACAUUCCGAUAUUCUAUUUAUUUUAAAAUAACAAAAUAGUGAUGUCAUUAAUAAUUGUAGAUUAUAAUAGUUUGAUAAAGCAAUAUAAAUUACAAAGUUCCUAAGUCUUGAAAAUUGUCUAUAUUUUUUUAACCCGACCCAAAUAUCAAGAAUGAUUUUAAAAAAAGAUUUGAAAGUAAUACUCAUAUCGAUACUCAGGGCCAGUGAGUAUACUCGUACAUUAUUUUAUAACAUAUAAAUGUUAUAUAUUAUUUUGUUUCCAAUCACCCCAAGUGACUAACAAGUAAGAACUUGUGGUCACAAUUAUUAUAUAUUUUGAUUCUAAUAGGAAACUUGUAUUAAGCUUUUUAAUAAUGGUCUAUACAAACAGUUAUUGUAUUUAAUUCAUAGUUUUAUCUCAAUAGAAGAGAGAUAAGUUGAGCUAUAUGUUACAGCCUUUAAACAAAUAAAAUUAUAUUAGAAAAUAAUACAGAGAAAAAAUCCUUAUCAGACAUUCAAAUAUAUCUAGUCAGAUAAUAAUGUCAAAUGAUGUACUUUUGGUUCAAAAUAAAAUAAACUCAGAUAAAACAACA